This is a messenger RNA of Gadus chalcogrammus (walleye pollock), 10243 nucleotides long. RefSeq names its product mucin-2-like. The transcript is spliced from 50 exons. Lineage: Eukaryota; Metazoa; Chordata; Actinopteri; Gadiformes; Gadidae. Gene Ontology annotation, molecular function: protein binding. The record is from RefSeq and is a predicted model, not a curated record. Gene Ontology annotation, cellular component: extracellular matrix. Bases 10 to 10011 code for a protein of 3333 amino acids.
ACGACAGCCAUGGGGACUCCAUUUAUUUUCCCAGUAGGGCUUCUGUUGUUGCUGCUGCUCUUCACCGCGGCCCGCGCUCAAACUGAAUUCCACAUCAACCGAGUGUGCUCAACUUGGGGAAACUUUCACUUAAAGACCUUCGACGGAGAAUUCUUCCAGCUGCCAUCCACCUGCAACUAUGUCCUCACCUCAGACUGCAAGAACAGCUAUGAGGAUUUCAACAUCCAGAUCAGACGAGAGAUAGUCAACGGCUCCGCUACCAUCACUGAGAUCGUCAUGAAGCUGGACGGGGCUGUGGUUGAGAUGACCAAGACUUUUGUAGUCGUCAAUGGCCAGGAGGUAUCUCUGCCAUCCAUCGUAUCUGGUGUGUCCAUUGAGAAGGUCUUCUCUUCGUUGACCAUCAAAGCUAAACUGGGAAUCAGUGCUUUUUGGAAUAUGGACGACUCACUUGAUAUUGAAAUGAACGAGAAGUAUCAGGGCCUAACGUGUGGACUUUGUGGAAACUUCAACAGUGUGCAAGCCGAUGAGUUUCUUCAAAAUGAUGUCAAAUUGAGUGUGGCAAACUACGCAGACCGGUUCAAAAUGGACAAACCCACCGAGAGCUGUAAAGACGAUACCCUUCCAGAAGAAAUCAGUGACUGUGGAGACCAGGAUUUCUGUGAAGGAAUUUUUAAUCGUUCUGCAUUCAGCGAUUGCACAAACCGCCUGGAUACUGCAGCCUUUACCAAGGUGUGCCUGGCUGACAUGUGCCAGUGCGGUACAGAUGAAUCCUGCGUCUGCAAAACAGCCUCUGAGUUCUCCAGGCAGUGCAUUCAUGCUGGUGGUGUACCCGGAGACUGGAGGACAUCUUUUUGCCGGAGGAGCUGUCCUUAUAAUAUGGAGUUUAAAGAGUGUGGCAGUGCAUGUCCCAACACCUGCUCCAACCAGCAGGCCAGCGACACCUGUGGCUUCCACUGCCACGACGGUUGCUAUUGUCCUAAAGGAACGGUCUUUGACGACGUCACCAAAAGUGGCUGUGUACCAGUGAGUGAAUGUUCAUGCAGGCACAAGGGUGAAGUGUACCAGUCCGGAGAGUCCUACUCCCUCCCCUGUUCCACAUGUGUUUGUUAUGGCGGCCUGUGGAAGUGCACGGAGAAGGACUGCCCGGGCACCUGCUCUGUAGAGGGAGGCUCCCACAUCAACACUUUUGAUGGGAAGGUGUUUACCUUCCAUGGAGACUGCUCAUACACAUUGACCAGGCACUGCCAGGGGUCCCUGUUCACCGUGCUGGUGGACCUGGUCCAGUGUGGUCUGGCUGACAGUGAAACCUGCCUGAGGGCUGUGACUCUGGGUCUGUCCACCAACUCCUCCACCAGCCCCACUCAGGUCAUAAAAAUCCUUUCAGGAGGCCAAGUCUACGUAAACCAAAUCAUUUCUCAGCUCCCCCUUUUCACCGCCGAACUGAGCAUCUUCCAGCCCUCCUCCAUCUACAUGCUCAUCGACACAAACGUGGGCUUGCAGCUCAUGGUACAGCUCUCGCCCAUCAUGCAGAUCUUCGUCACCCUCGACACGUCCCUGAUAGGAACCACUUGUGGUCUGUGUGGAAACUUCAACAACAUCAUGGCUGAUGACUUCCGGGUGAUGAGUGGACUGGUGGAAGGGACUGCAGUCGCCUUUGCCAACUCAUGGAAGACCAGAGCCGACUGUGCCAACGUUAUCACACGCUUCGGACACCCCUGCAGCCAAGGAGUCUCCAAUGAGCGCUAUGCCCAGUACUGGUGUUCCAAACUAACAGACUCAAAUGGAGUGUUUUCCAGCUGCCACGCUGUGAUCGAUCCAAAAAUAUACAAAGAUAACUGCAUGUAUGACAGCUGUAACUGCGAGAACAGCGAGGACUGCAUGUGUGCUGCGGUCUCCUCCUACGUGUACGCCUGCUCCCUCGCAGGGGUCAAGCUCAGUGAUUGGAGAAGCGUCAUCUGCAGCAAAUAUGCGUCAGCCUGCCCUAAGGAAACGGUAUACAGCUACAACAUGACAUCCUGCGGCCGCACCUGCCGUUCCCUGAACCAGGUGGACUACUCCUGCAAGGUCAACAUGGCAGCCGUGGAUGGCUGUGGGUGUGCAAUGGGCACCUACAUGAAUGACAAUGGUCAAUGUCUGAACAGCUCCAGCUGUCCCUGCUACGACCAGGAAAACAUCAUCAAUGCUGGGGAGACUGUCACCAAAGAUGGUGUCACAUGCUAUUGUCGACAUGGAGCUCUCGACUGCAGAGGGUCAACCCAAUUACAGAUCAUUCAGACCUGUUUCAAUCCCAUGGUCUACUUUGAUUGCUCUACUGCUGGAAUUGGCUCCAAUGGCGUUGAAUGUCAGAAGAGCUGCAACACUCUGGACAUGGCCUGUAUCCAUACAGGGUGUGUGUCAGGAUGCAUGUGCCCCUCUGGCCUGGUGUCGGAUGGCAAGGGGGGCUGCAUCUUGGAGAGCAGCUGUCCCUGUGUCUACAAUGGAAACACCUAUACACCUGGGGAGACACUGUCAGUGGACUGCAACCAAUGCAAAUGCACCAACCGGAGGUUUGAGUGUACCAAAAAUGUGUGCGAUGAAGUCUGUAGUAUAUAUGGUGAUGGACAUUACUCCACUUUUGACGAGAAGAAGUUUGACUUCAGUGGACAGUGUGAAUACACUCUCAUCGAGGACUACUGUGACGAAUCAAGUGGAACGUUUCGAGUCAUCACAGAGAAUGUACCCUGUGGAUCCACAGGGACAACCUGCUCCAGGGCUAUCAAGAUCUUCAUGGGGGCAAAUGAGUUCCAGUUGAUGGAUGGAAAAUACUCUAUGGUUAAAGGCAAUGGUACUGAGUUCCCGAUCCAGGUGCGCAAGAUGGGCCUUUACAUGGUCGUGGUUCUGAAGCAGGGACUGGUGCUUAUGUGGGACCAGAAGACCAGCCUCUUUAUCCGAUUGAGCGCAACAUACCAGGGUCAAGUGUGUGGUCUAUGUGGAAACUAUGACGGCAACAGCAAGAAUGAUUUUACCACACGUUCUGGCGAGAAUGUGGUUGAUACUUUGGACUUUGGCAACAGCUGGAAGGUGUCAGGCACCUGUCCAGAUGCUGAGCUGGCCAGCGACCCCUGUUCUGCCAAUCCUUACCGCGAAGCCUGGUCCAAAAAGCAGUGCAGCAUCAUCAACAGUAUUACUUUCAAGAAUUGUCACUCAAAGGUGGACCCUGGUCCUUUCUAUCAAGCCUGUGUCACAGACUCCUGCGCUUGUGACACUGGUGGUGAUUGCGAGUGCUUCUGCACAGCCGUGGCCGCAUAUGCAAAAGCCUGCUCUGAAGCCAGCGCAUGUGUCAGAUGGAGAACCCCAAAGAUCUGUCCUGUGUUUUGUGACUACUACAACUAUCCCAGUGGCUGUGAGUGGCACUACAAGCCAUGUGGCGCUCCCUGCAUGAAGACCUGCAGGAACCCAACUGGGAACUGCUCCAAUCUCAUCACCGCCCUAGAAGGUUGCUACCCAAAUUGUCCACCGACCAGUCCAUUCUUUGACGAGGACAACAUGAAGUGUGUUUCCAUUGACCAUUGUGGUUGCUACGAUGUACAAGGCAAUCACUAUGAUGAUGGGGCUGUAGUCCCAUCAAAGAACUGUUAUGUCUGCUCAUGUACUAAUUCUGGAAUAAGCUGCAUACAUGAUGUCACCACUUGCAAAUGUUUAGUCAACGGUAAAUUCUACCCAUAUGGGGCGGCAAUUUACAAUACCACUGAUGGACUAGGGCAUUGUAUCACCGCCACAUGUGCGGCAAAUGAUACAUUAGUCCGAGGAUUGUAUCCAUGUGUAACCACAACCACUCCGGAGCCAUCCACAACACCUCUUAUCACAACCACUGUGGCCAGCACAAUCACAGAGAUCUUCACAACACCAGGCCCAUUCACAAUCUUCACAUUUUCAACACCUGAACCAUCAACUUCCAGACCGACCGAAACUACAAAACAGAAAGAAAAUACAACUGCACCAACAACAGUUGAAACCUCAACAGUGGAAAACAUCAAUCCAACAACUACUGCUACAACAGCUGUAGUAGAAACCACUACCUCAGUGCCACAGCCCUCAACAACUAGCCCUGAAACAACAGUUGUAACUUCAACACCAACCGUUGAGACGGUGACAACAGUGACCACAGUGACUACAACAGAAGGUACUACAGAAAAACCCACCGAAACUUCAACAUCCGAGGUUUCAACAGCUGCGACUCCCUCAACAACUAGCCCUGAAACAACAGUUGUAACUUCAACAUCAACCGUUGAGACGGAGACAACAGUGACUACAUCAGUAACAACAGAAGGUACUACAGAAAAACCCACUGAAACGUCGACAUCCAAGGUUACAACAGCUGCGACUGUAUCAACAACUAAGCCCCUUAAAGAAGAAACCACUGGCACAACAACUGCUGCUACAACAGCUGUAGUUGAAACCACCCCCUCGGUGCCACAGCCCUCAACAACUAGCCCUGAAACAACAGUCGUAACUUCAACACCAACCGUUGAGACGGUGACAACAGUGACCACAGUGACUACAACAGAAGGUACUACAGCCAAACCCACUGAAACUUCGACAUCCGAGGUUUCAACAGCUGCGACUGUAUCAACAACAAAGCCACUUAAAGAAGAAACCACUGGCACAACAACUGCUGCUACAACAGCUGUAGUUGAAACAACCACCUCAGUGCCAAAGGCCUCAACAACUAGCCCUGAAACAACAGUUGUAACUUCAACAUCAACAGUUGAGACGGAGACAACAGUGACUACAGUGACUACAUCAGUAACAACAGAAGGUACUACAGAAAAACCCACUGAAACUUCAACCUCCGAGGUUUCAACAGCUGCGACUGUAUCAACAACAAAGCCACUUAAAGAAGAAACCACUGGCACAACAACUGCUGCUACAACAGCUGUAGUUGAAACCACUACCUCAGUGCCACAGCCCUCAACAACUAGCCCUGAAAUAACAGUUGUAACUUCAACACCAACAGUUGAGUCAGUGACAACAGUGACCACAGUGACUACAACAGAAGGUACUACAGCAAAACCCACUGAAACGUCCACAUCCAAGGUUUCAACAGCUGCGACUGUAUCAACAACAAAGCCACUUAAAGAAGAAACCACUGGCACAACAACUUCUGCUACAACAGCUGUAGUUGAAACAACCACCUCAGUGCCACAGCCCUCAACAACUAGCCCUGAAACAACAGUUGUAACUUCAACAUCAACCGUUGAGACGGAGACAACAGUGACUACAUCAGUAACAACAGAAGUUGUAACUUCAACACCAACCGUUGAGACGGAGACAACAGUGACUACAUCAGUAACAACAGAAGGUACUACAGAAAAACCCACUGAAAUUACAACCUCCGAGGUUUCAACAGCUGCGACUGUAUCAACAACAAAGCCACUUAAAGAAGAAACCACUGGCACAACAACUUCUGCUACAACAGCUGUAGUUGAAACCACUACCUCAGUGCCACAGCCCUCAACAACUAGCCCUGAAACAACAGUUGUAACUUCAACACCAACCGUUGAGACAGUGACAACAGUGACCACAGUGACUACAACAGAAGGUACUACAGCAAAACCCACUGAAACGUCCACAUCCGAGGUUUCAACAGCUGCGACUGUAUCAACAACAAAGCCACUUAAAGAAGAAACCACUGGCACAACAACUUCUGCUACAACAGCUGUAGUUGAAACAACCACCACAGUGCCACAGCCCUCCACAACUAGCCCUGAAACAACUGUUGUAACUUCAACAUCAACCGUUGAGACGGAGACAACAGUGACUACAUCAGUAACAACAGAAGGUACUACAGAAAAACCCACUGAAAUUACAACCUCCGAGGUUUCAACAGCUGCGACUGUAUCAACAACAAAGCCACUUAAAGAAGAAACCACUGGCACAACAACUUCUGCUACAACAGCUGUAGUUGAAACCACUACCUCAGUGCCACAGCCCUCAACAACUAGCCCUGAAACAACAGUUGUAACUUCAACACCAACCGUUGAGACAGUGACAACAGUGACCACAGUGACUACAACAGAAGGUACUACAGCAAAACCCACUGAAACGUCCACAUCCGAGGUUUCAACAGCUGCGACUGUAUCAACAACAAAGCCACCUAAAGAAGAAACCACUGGCACAACAACUUCUGCUACAACAGCUGUAGUUGAAACCACUACCUCAGUGCAACAGCCCUCAACAACUAGCCCUGAAACAACAGUUGUAACUUCAACAUCAACCGUUGAGACGGAGACAACAGUGACUACAGUGACUACAUCAGUAACAACAGAAGGUACUACAGAAAAACCCACUGAAACUUCGACAUCCGAGGUUUCCACAGCUGCGACUGUAUCAACAACAAAGCCCCUUAAAGAAGAAACCACUGGCACAACAACUGCUGCUACAACAGCUGUAGUUGAAACAACCACCUCAGUGCCACAGCCCUCAACAACUAGCCCUGAAACAACAGUUGUAACUUCAACACCAACCGUUGAGACAGUGACAACAGUGACCACAGUGACUACAACAGAAGCUGUAGUUGAAACAACCACCUCAGUGCCACAGCCCUCAACAACUAGCCCUGAAACAACAGUUGUAACUUCAACACCAACCCGUGAGACAGUGACAACGGUGACUACAGUAGUAACAACAGAAGGUACUACAGCCAAACCCACUGAAACUACAACCUCCGAGGUUUCAACAGCUGCGACUGUAUCAACAACAAAGCCACUGAAAGAAGAAACCACUGGCACAACAACUGCUGCUACAACAGCUGUCGUUGAAACAACCACCUCAGGGCCAAAGCCCUCAACAACUAGCCCUGAAACAACAGUUGUAACUUCAACACCAACCGUUGAGACAGUGACAACAGUGACUACAGCAGUAACAACAGAAGGUACUACAGCCAAACCCACUGAAACUUCAACAUCCGAGGUUUCAACAGCUGCGACUGAAUCAACAACAAAGCCACUUAAAGAAGAAACCACUGGCCCAACAACUGCUGCUACAACAGCUGUAGUUGAAAGCACCACCUCAGUGCCACAGCCCUCAACAACUAGCUCUGAAACCGCAGUUGUAACUUCAACACCAUCCGUUGAGACAGUGACAACAUUAGGACAAACCGAAGGUACUACAGUAAAACCCACUGAAACUACAACCACCACCUCAGUGCCACAGACCUCAACAACUAGCUCUGAAACCACUGAAGCGACAAAAUUAGAGGUAACAACUGCUGCGACUGUAUCAUCAACACAGCCACCUACAGCUAACCCUCAAACAACUAAAGAGGCAACUUCCAUACAAUCACUAACAAAGACUCUACCGCCUACUGCAAGUUUUCCCCCAACAAUUACUACAGCACUUCCUGAAACAAGCUUCACAACAAGCAUAACAACGGUUGAAUCAAUUCAAACAGGGACUACCGCAACUUCGUAUGUACCUACUACAGAGCUUUUAGUACAUAAAACUACUACCGGUAUUCCUUCAACUACGUCAUGCAAAUGUAUUGUCAAUGGAACAGAGUAUCUUCCAGGCCAAAUGCUGUACAACCGGGAUGACGGUUUGAAGUUUUGUUACAUAGCCCAUUGUGGACAGUCUUGUAACAUUACCACAUCUGUGCUGCCAUGUUCAACAACUGAACUGCCAACCACCACUGCCGCCAGCUCUACCACACCAGGGGUCAGCUCUAAAGAAACCCUGCCUACUCCUACUUCAGUUUCCACCCCUGCUACAACACUUGGACACUGUGUAUAUCUGAGUGAGAAGAAAGAGAAUGGGGAGACAUGGACUGCUGACAACUGCACCACGGCCUCCUGCAUCAAUGGCCAGAUCGUUCAGAACUCUGUUCCCUGUCCAUCUGUUGAGAUGCCCCACUGUUUAAAUAACAACACGGCUAUUCGGGUUACAGAUGAAAGUGGAUGCUGUUAUCACUACGUAUGUCCAUGUCAGUGUACCAGCUGGAAGAAAACUUCCUAUAUAACAUUUGAUGGAGAAUUGUACAAUUUUAACAAGAACUGCUCCUAUUACGCAAUGAAAGAGAUCAUUCCAAAAUACAACCUGACUGUAAUAGUAAACAAUAGAUAUUGUUUGAAAGAGGACCCCACAUUCUGCCCCCAAGCGCUCAUUGUAAACUACAAGCAGUACACGAUUGUCCUGACAUCAGAAAAUAAUGGAUUUAGCGAUAUGGUGCUUUUGAAUGACAAACGCAUCUUCCCUGCGUAUACCAACAACGACUUGCAAAUCACUGGUACCAAUAUGAUCAUCACAUUGCUAAUACCAGCUCUCGAUGCUAAGAUCGUCUAUGGUGUCACAAAUGGGGAAUCGUACUUCGUUAUCCAUUUAUCCCCAACACUCUUUAGCGGGACCACAGAGGGACUAUGUGGUACGUGCGACAACUCAAUAGCCAAUGACUGCCGCGGGCCGAACGGACAGUUGGAGGAGUGCACCGAUUCCGCUGGCAAAUGGCUUGUUCCUGACACACCCUGUGGAACAUCCACUGCCCCGCCCACUGUGUCCACUUCAACCAUAACACCAGGCACCAGCCCCACUCCAUGCCAGACCACAGCCUGUGACAUCCUGAACAGCAGUGUGUUUUCCCCAUGCCACUUGCAUGUGUCCCCUAAUCCAUUUAUGGAGACCUGUGAGUCAACCAUCUGCAAUGGGAAAAAUGUGUGCAUGAACUUUGCGGUCUACGCAAGCAAGUGUGCCCAAGCCGGAGUCUGCAUCGACUGGAGGAAUGCCACAAAUGGCCAAUGCGACCAUGAUUGUCCUAGCCACAUGGUGUACAACGCAUGUGGCCCACCUGUGGUGCCAACAUGCAACUCCAAGUAUAAUGAAAUGUACAAUUCUGAGAUACAAAUACAGAACGGAACAUCACUCCAGGAGGGCUGUUACUGUGCACCCGGCACAACACGAUUCAACACAGCCUACGAUGUCUGUGUGACGUCCUGCGACUGUGUUGGACCUAACGGCAUGCCAAAGCAGCUGGGUGAGAGCUGGAAAAGCGAUUGCAAUAACUGCCGCUGCGACAAUGAAACCAUGAGCGUCCAGUGUACUCGUGUGCCCUGCGUGGCAGAGCCCAGCCCCGACUGUAGCGACCCCGGCUAUAAAUCUGUUAACAAAACAGUUGACUGCUGCCUCAAGGAGACAUGUGAGUGCGAUACCAGUCGGUGUCCUGCCGUAUCAGCUUGCCCCAUAGGAUUUGAAACCAACGUCACGAAGACCAGUGGAGAUUGCUGCAUAGACUAUUCCUGCGUUCCGAAAGAAGUGUGUGUCAACAGCAGUGUGGAGUACUCACCUGGGUCAAAGGUUCCGUCCUCAGAUCCCUGCAACGAGUGUUCCUGUAGCAACAAUAUGGAUGCACAGACAGGACUUCUCUCCGUUGUGUGUACACCUGUCAGAUGUAACAAAACCUGUGAAGCGGGUUACGAGUACCAGGCUGUUAAAAACAUGUGCUGUGGCAAAUGUGUCCAGAAGAGCUGUAUCAUGACCUAUAACAACACCAAGUAUAUCACACAGAAUGAGACGUGGUCGCCCCCUGGUGACAGCUGUAUUGAAUACACCUGUGAUUUAUCCACAACACCGCCUACCGCCAUCGAGUCCAAAACCAGCUGUGCCCAAUACAACCCAGAGGAUUGUGUGCCUGGCACCGAGACAACAGACUCUAAAGGAUGCUGCAAGACAUGCCAACUGCGCAGUGUGUGUGAGUUGAAGACCGAGGUGACCGUUAUUGAGAUUGACGGAUGUAAAAACCUGGAACCUGUCCAAAUGUCCUUCUGCUCAGGAACCUGUGGAAGUUCAUCCAAAUUCUCCGCAGCUGCAAACAAGAUGAUGCACAAGUGUGCAUGUUGCAAGGAGCUGACCACCAGUGUGAAGGAGGUGCAGUUGACGUGUGGCGACGGCUCCACCCGUACACAACAAUACACCAGCGUGGACUCGUGCAGCUGCGAGGACUCCGCCUGCGCGACGCAAGGGAAGAGACGCCGCAGACGCUAACGCAAACGAACAGCCAUCGGCGCGAUCCCGAAUAUAGGCUACGCCCCAUUGACUUUCCUAAUUUUACUGUAAUGAAACAAAUUUCUAGAAUGAAACAAAUACUUGUACUAGGUGUCAUUUGUUGUGACAUAUUUUCCCACAUAUUUGUAUUGACAUCUACUUUAGACUAGAUGUUUUGUUUUGUCACUAGAAUCAAAUAUAAUUUUCUGCAACCAUAAAACUGAAUUGUUUU